Danaus chrysippus (African queen) is the source of this 1098-nucleotide messenger RNA. The record is from the annotation of a GenBank genome assembly. Lineage: Eukaryota; Metazoa; Arthropoda; Insecta; Lepidoptera; Nymphalidae.
AUGUUUAAGUUAAGAAUCUUACCACAAAAGGCCACUAUACUUAAACGAAUGAUGUCGUCUCAAGAGAAUGAUGUUUUAUUUGAAACUCUCAAUAAUGCUGGAAUAAUAACUUUAAAUAGACCAAAAACUUUGAAUUCAUUGAACACAUCAAUGGUAUCGAAGUUAUUACCGCAACUUAGCGAGUGGGAGAGUUCUAAACAAUUAGUAAUUAUAAAAGGAGCUGGUGACAAAGCUUUUUGUGCUGGAGGAGACGUGAAGGCAGCUAUCGAUAGAGAGGAAGGCCCAAGAUUUUUUUUCACUGAGUAUAACACAAACUACCUCAUAGGAAAAUACAAAAUCCCGUAUAUAGCCUUCAUAAAUGGAAUUACAAUGGGAGGUGGUAUGGGCUUGUCAGUUCAUGGCAGAUACAGAGUGGCCACGGAGAAAACUUUAAUAGCCAUGCCUGAAACUAAGAUAGGAUUAUUCCCUGAUGUAGGAGGAUCGUUCUUCCUUCCUAGAUUGCCUGUUAAUUUAGGACUAUAUUUGGGUUUGACUGGUGAUAGAUUAAAAGGGAAAGAUGUUGUAAAAGCUGGUAUCGCUACUCAUUUUGUGUCCAGUAAGCGUCUCUAUGAGUUAGAAAUGUUGCUAUCCCGAUGCUCGAGCGACAGUGAAGUGCAGUCCUUACUGAAUAAAUUCAACGAGCCACCAGAGGAGUUUUCACUGGCACCAAACAUCAAACACAUCAAUUACUGCUUUGCUGCAUCCACUGUCGAGGAGAUCAUAGAACGUCUUGAGAAAGUGCAGAAUGAUUGGUCAAUUAAAACUAUUCAGACGUUACACUCCAUGUGUCCCGGUUCUCUCAAGCUGACAAUGUUGGCUCUCCAGCGCGGUGCUCAGCUCGACCUGCCUCAAUGUCUUCGUAUGGAGUACCGUCUCGCUUGUAGAUCAGUAGAGAAUCAUGACUUCCCAGAAGGUGUCCGAGCACUACUUAUUGACAAAGACAACAAGCCUCAAUGGAAUCCAAAGAGUUUAUCGGAUGUCAGUGAUGACUACAUUGAAAGUUUCUUCAAGAAGCUUCCAGAAGAUAAGGAACUUAAGUUCUUUGAUGCGAAAUUAUAA